UUAUUACACCAGUUCAGCAGAGUAGCUGAAAAGAACAGACCACUUAUCACGUUGCUUGUUGAUAACACUUGUAUAAUUCACCGACUUACCAGUCUUACAGUACCAGUCGUUUCGGAUAAGUGCAUGAAAAAACUGCCAUAUGCAAUAGUGAAUAAUAAAUAGCGUUUUUAACAUCAUUGAAUAUCGUCAAACAUAGUUCAACGUAACAAUUCGACUUUCAAUCUGCAGAACGAAAGAAAAAGACGAUACGAAUCGAUAAAAGUUGGUCUAGAAAUCUGUCUAGAAUCAUUGACUUAGAAUAUUAAUCUGAACAUCAAGAUGGCAUCAAUACAGGUAGAAAAGUUGGUGAAAUUAUAUACAACAUUAGCUGCUACACCAUCCUUAAGCAGCGCACGAAUUUUGAAUCCAUUAAAUAAUAACAUAGUUGUACAAAGUAAAUGGCUGCAGAGAAAUCUGGAGUUAAAGACCAACCAACGUUUUCUGCUAGAUCAUAUUUUUAAAUCUGGCUGUAGUGAAGUUUCCAGUGGUCUUCCAAUUGAUAUUACUACAGAGCUCAUGUCUGCUAUGACAUAUGAUGAAAAGUUUAGGGCUGUUCUGCGGCAAGUUACAAUUGACAACUCUAAAAAAGAAUUUAUAGAAAUUUGGGAUAAGCAACAUUUGGUGAAAAACUAUGAUCUAUCUGCUUUGGAUGUCCAUGGCAAUGUUUAUACAGAUAGUGAGUUCAGUUCUUUCAAGUGGUCUCCUGAUAAUACUAAACUUCUUUAUAUAGCAGAAAAAAAACUUCCCAAGACAGAACCAUUUUAUAAGCAAAAACCUCAAGAUAAGAAAGAUAAGAAAGAUGAUGAGACAAUAAUUGCUGGUAAUGAAUAUAUCUACAAGCCUCAUUGGGGAGAGCAACUAGUAGGUAAACACCGACCUGUCAUUGUAAUCCUUGACACAAUAGCGGAAACAAUCACAGCACUAUCUGAGAUACCAGAUGACCUUUCUCCUGGUCAAGUAAUUUGGACGAAAGAACAGGAUAUAAUCGGUGUAGCUUGGAAGCAUGAACCACGAUAUUUAGGUCUUGUUGCAUGCACCAACCGAGCUUCAUGGAUAUUCUUAUUGAAAGAUGGGAAAUAUCAAAAAUUAUCGGACGAUGGAUGUGCCGUACAUAGUCCCCGACUUAAUCCUCGUGGAGAUUAUCUUGUUUGGAUAGAAAGGAACGUUACUAAUUUGCAUCACUAUACGCAAAGACUUAUGUUGCGCGAUUUAAAAUCCGAGGAAGCAAAGAAUGACGUAAUCGUGGAUAUUGUGCAAACGAGCAACACAAUUAAAAAAGAAAAACAGUUUUAUGGAAUAUAUGGUCGUUUAGUUGAUCGUUGUUGGAGUGAUGACGAGCAUCUAUUUUUCAGUACUCCUCAGAAGAAUAAUAUCUUCUCCUACAUUGUAAACAUAAAAACAAAAACUAUCGUUGAGGUGCAAAAUGAGAAUGGCAGCCUCAGUGUACUAGAUGUAAAAGAAAACGUAGUUGCCUUUUUAAGUCAAUCUUUAACGCAGCCUUCGUGCCUCAUGGUAGGCUGUUUUCAAUAUCCAGGAUUGGGUACUGGCGAUAUUCUUAAAUUGGCGAUUACAACACCACCAAAUCUUGGCCUUGGCAAUUUUACAUACGAGGCUAAUGAAUAUACAUAUGACAACGAUGACGAAAUAAAACAAUUCAAUUUCAUUUACUUCGGACCUAAAAACGAGCAAACUAAGUCAGUACCUUUUAUAAUUGUGCCACAUGGAGGCCCUCACAGCAAUUAUGCAAACACAUUUUCUUUGGAUUUCUCUUUUUUGACGUUAUCAGGUUUCGCUCUAGUACUGGUAAAUUAUCGAGGUUCCACAGGAAUGGGAGCCGCGACCGUGAAGUUUCUUGAAGGGAGAGUGGGAGAUGUAGAUGUAAAAGACUGUAUAACUGCCGCAGAAGAAUCAUUGAAGAAGUAUCCCUGGCUUGAUUCCAAACGUAUAGGUCUUUGCGGUGGAUCGCACGGCGGAUUCUUAGUAGCGCACUUGAGCGGUCAAGUCCCGGAUAUGUUUAAAGCGGUAGUCGCAAGAAAUCCAGUGAUCGACAUCGCCUUCAGUUUCAGCUCAUCGGAUAUCCCAGAUUGUCGCAAUGCUCUGACUAAGGAAGAGAAAAUAACAUAUCUUCAUGAUGUGUGCGCUGCGGCGAUCGCUUCUUCGUACAACGUUUUAAAACCUGGCAACCAAACCGAUUUCACCAAGUUGUUCGUGAGAAUGCUGGAAUGCUCGCCAAUUGUUCACGUCGAUAAAGUUAAGGCACCGACUCUAAUUUCCAUUGGAACGAGCGAUCUGAGAGUAUCUUGCUUUAAUGGAAAGUCGUGGUAUCAUCGUCUUAAAACCAACAACGUGAAAACUAAAUUGCUCGUAUACGAUGACAAUCAUCAGUUACUGAGCGGAUCAGCCGAAAUUGAUCACAUCAUCAACGAUUGUAUCUGGUUGCUCGAGCAUCUAAAGAAGGAUGAUAAUGCAGUACCCAAAAAUGAGGAAUGAAUAUUAUUUAUGCUUGAUUUCGAACAUAUUUAUUUGUGUAUAUAUAGAUCUUUAUUAUCACAAAUUUUCAGAAUAUAUAUUAAUGCAAGAUUAUUACAUAUACUUUUCAUAAAGAACAGUAUUCGUUCUCCAAAAUAUAUACAUACAUAUCUGUGACAUUUGUAUAUUGUUAUAUAAAAUUUGUAUACUUUA
Messenger RNA from Odontomachus brunneus, 2721 nucleotides. RefSeq names its product acylamino-acid-releasing enzyme-like. NCBI's taxonomy places the organism in Eukaryota, Metazoa, Arthropoda, Insecta, Hymenoptera, Formicidae. Gene Ontology annotation, biological process: proteolysis. Gene Ontology annotation, molecular function: serine-type endopeptidase activity. Bases 319 to 2529 code for a protein of 736 amino acids. The transcript is spliced from 15 exons. The record is from RefSeq and is a predicted model, not a curated record.